Molecule: messenger RNA, 5882 nt
Organism: Alligator mississippiensis (American alligator)
Lineage: Eukaryota; Metazoa; Chordata; Crocodylia; Alligatoridae
Gene: SPARCL1
Product: SPARC like 1
Exons: 13
Coding region: 305-2557 (750 amino acids)
Biological process (GO): anatomical structure development
Molecular function (GO): protein binding; collagen binding; extracellular matrix binding
Source: RefSeq, a predicted model, not a curated record
AAGAAACAGAGAUAAAAGGGGAAGGGAUUUAAGAGUUUCUCUUGGGUUUUUGUCAAAGUUGUAUUUCCUGGCUUGUCCAGAGAGAAAGGGUUCAGCUGCAGUUUCCACCUCUGAUGUUUUCUAAUUCAUGAUAGAAUAAAUUCUGGACUCGGUCACAGAAACCAAGGUUUCAUGUUGCAGGCAUGAAAUGCAAUGAAACAAUACUGUAAAGCAUGGAAGUUCAAAAUACAGUCCAGGCCAUCCUUUCUCUGUAAAGGAAGAGGACCUACGCAUCAACUGGAGAUUUUUAGUGCUGCUCUAGAAGAUGAAGACUGUGGCUUUCUUCAUUUGCCUUGUGGGAUCAUCUUUUGCUAUCCCGACCUAUCCCUUAAUGUACAAACUUGGAAUCCGUGGACAGAAAAAUACAGAAAAGACAGAUUUCAGAAUGAUUCUAGAUAAUUCGCACCCGACAGCCAUCUCCCAGAAACAACACAUGGAGAAGACAUCUGCAGUAAGACAAAAUGAUGCUGUAUCAAUGAUGGAUGAUCCACCAGUUGCAAAUAAACAUGAAACAUUUAUAGAAAGCCACUUAUCUAAUAGUAGCCCAUUACAGGUUCAAGAUUCUUCUUCUGAAACUUCAGAGAGGGAACACUCAGAGCCUGAGCUGUAUUUGAACAAGGACAGUCUGCUCCCACUUCAAGGUAGUCAUGAGAAGGAGGAGCAGGUAUUGAUGGUGUCUGGUGAACCAAAGAUGGAGCACAGGACUGUUAAAAGACAGGAAAGAAGUAGUAACAAACAUCACAGGAAAAGUGGUCUAGAGCGUAUUAGUUUACAGCAUAUUGGUCCAACCUUGGCUUCUGACAUUCAGUGGAGUGAUUUUGUGCAUACCAUGAGCAGCAAACAAUCCAGCAGUGAAAAUUUUCAAUUUGGGAAGGAGAAGAAGUAUAGCAACAUAGCUAGUCACCAAGAUCAAGAUGGUGAGGAAAAUCCAGAGGAGGAUUUCACUCUUGUUCAAGAGCAAGAUGCAUGGAAAUACAAUAAAAAGAGAGUUGCUGUAUCAGAAAACAACAGUGAAAGUGAUGAAGACAUGGAGGAGGAGGCAACAGCAGAAGAGUGGGGUGAAAUUGGCUAUAUAGACAGGGGCCAGAAAACUCAUCUGAUAAUUCAAGAAGACCACUAUAAGAACAAGCAAAACAAUGAUAACAGGCAAUCUGAUGAAACUCUCAGAGAUUCCAGCCAGCCCUUCCAAAUCACCAAGAGGCAGGAUGAUGGUCAAGAAGAGGAGGAGGAGAAUAUACAAGCAAGAGAGGAGGCAACUGUCUCAUCAAGAAGUACUAAACAAGAUCAGAACAUUGAAUGGCAAGGCCAGAAGGCUGAAGAAAGGCUCCAAGAUGGUAACCAGAAUACUACUAAGCCUGAGGAAGUGGUAAGGAGAAAGUAUAUGGAGGACCAAAGUAUUGGUAACAGCAACAAUAAUGAUAAUCCUGAUAACAAUUCUGAUGCUGGUGGCAACACUGAUGAUUUUAACCAAAGCCAGAAAGGACCAGCCUAUCAGGAGAGUGAAAGAAUUCAAAGUAAUGAUCAUGGAAGUAUCAGUGCUGAGCAGCAGAGGGGGAGAGAGGAAGAAGACGACAGUGUAGUUAUUAAUGAAACUGACAAUAACCAACAUAUUGACAUUAAACACUUCAUUAAUGUUGAGCAAGAUUAUUAUAGCCAUGAGCCAGCCAAUUCUGACAGUGAGGAGCAUGCAAAAAUAGCCAGCCUUCUGCAGAAUGCAAACACAAUGGAAUCUGAAGACAAUGUUAAGACUACAGACAGUCCACAUAGUAAGAGAGAAAGUACAAGUGAUAGCAGUAUGAAGGUGUUCCUUUUUGACCUUUGUAGGAAUUUCCAUUGUAAAAGAGGAAAGGUCUGUCAUGCAGAUAAACAAGGAAAACUCAGCUGUGUUUGCCAAGAUCCUGCUGCUUGCCCUCCAACUAAAGAUUAUGAGCAUAUUUGUGGUACUGAUAAUAAGACCUACGAGGGCACAUGCCAGCUCUUUGGCAUGAAAUGCCAACUUGAAGGGACAAAAAUGGGACAUCAGCUGCACCUAGACUAUAUUGGAUCCUGCAAAUACAUUCCUCCUUGUACUGACUAUGAAGCAGAUCAUUUCCCUCUCCGGAUGAGAGACUGGCUCAAGAACAUCCUCAUUCAGUAUUAUGAACAUGAACUGGACAGAUCUGGAUUUCUAUCUGACAAGCAGCAGAGUAAAGUGCAGAAAAUCUACCAAAAUGAAAAACGCCUCAUGGCUGGUGACCAUCCCAUUGAACUUCUGUUACAUGACUUUGAGAAAAAUUACCACAUGUACGUGUAUCCAGUGCACUGGCAGUUUCACCAGCUUGAUCAGCCUCCUGUGGACAGGUUACUGACGCACUCAGAGCUUGCCCCUUUGCGAGCUUCUCUAGUGCCCAUGGAAUACUGUGUAACUCGUUUCUUCCAGGAGUGUGAUGCUGACAAGGAUAAACAUGUCUCUUUGAAAGAAUGGUGCCACUGCUUUGGAAUUAAAGAAGAAGACAUUGAUGAAAACCUGCUAUUCUGAGUUUGGUGGAAAAGAGUUCAAGCACCCUAUACUUAUUACCAAUCAUAUCUAUGAAGCCAUUCUAUUUCUGUGAACCCAAUAGCUUAACAGUUUUGAGGAGAAAACUUACAUAAUGUUUUGGUUUUUGUUUUUUGGGCUUCUUUGUAGAUUGACAGCAUUACUCCCCAAUAGGGCAAACAAAUGAACAGUCCUAAAUCAAUUAACAAUAGCAGAGUAUAAGAACUUUUCAAAUGGAUUAGCUAAAUUAAAAGGCAUUUUUGUGUGUUCCUGCCUGGAGUUUAACUCUCAAUAAUGCCUCUCUGUACAUAAGAAACAGAAUUGUUCACAACACUGUUUUCCAGUAGAUAUAGAUGGCAAAAAUCUUAACAUAUACUGUGGAAAACUGGCUACAAAUAAGACAAGUUUCUUUGUUUAUUAACUUACUGUAUUAUCAGUUUCUUAACACGCUAAUAAAGUAGGAAUCAAAUAAUCUAUAUCUAUUUGUCUCCAGAACCACUACUCCUUAGUUAAAAGAAAAGGCUUCAAGAUAAAUGUUUAACAUUUCAUAGAUUUUCAUAGACAUUAGGGCUGGAAGGGACCCCGGAGGAUCAUCGAGUCCAGCCCUCUGCCCCAGGGGCAGAAAAUCAGCAGGGGUCAUAGGAUUCCAGCAAGAUAAGCAUCCAAUUUUCUUUUGAAGGCAUUCAAAGUAGGUGCUUGAACCACCUCCGUCAGCAGUCCGUUCCAGACCUUGGGGGCUCGGACAGUAAAGAAGUUUUUCCUUAUGUCCAGCCUGAAACGGUCAUGAAGGAGUUUGUGACUGUUCAACCUUGUCAUCCCCUGGGGUGCUCUGGUGAACGGACAUGCCCCCAGAUCCUGGUGAGCACCCCUGAUAACCUUAAAGGCGGCCAUCAGAUCACCCCUGAGCCUCAAGAUUUUUAUAUGUCUUUAUUCUUAGUAAGUCUGUUGAUGCCAUUAGGCAUAGUGUUUAGAAUUGGUCUCAUUUAAAAUGCCUAUGAAAUCAUUUUUAAUAGAUACAUUCCCAUUUCAGUGAAUUUGUUAAAAUCGUACAUUUUUACAUUUGAAUAUCACUCACAAGUUGAGUUUUUCUUUCUGUGCUUCAAGCAGCAUAACAGUUUGCUAGUGUAUGAGAAAGAAGACAUAGAAUUGACUUUAAUCAGAGCUGUCCAGCUUCACUGUCUAUCUUGUACCUGGUACAAAAUGUAAAUAACAUAAAUUGUCAAUAUUAAUUCACUUUAUUUUGCAGUCAUGGGACUCUUCAGCCUGGAAAAGCGCAGGCUCAGGGGUGACCUGGUGGCAGCCUAUAAGUAUAUAAGGUGUGUGCAUCAGGAUCUCCAGGAACGCCUGUUCACCAGAACACCCCAAGGGAUGAUAAGAUCCAACAACUCCUCCAAGACCAUUUUAGGCUGGAUAUAAGGAAAAACUUCUUUACUGUCUGAGCCCCCAAGGUCUGGAAUAGACUCCCUACAUAGGUGGUGCAGGCACCUACUCUGGACUCUUUUAAGAAAUGUCUGGACACUUAUCUUGCUGGGAUCCUUUGGCCCCAGCUGACUUCCUGCCGCUGGGGCAGGGGGCUGGACUCGAUGAUCUUCCGAGGUCCCUUCCAGCCCUAAAGUCUAUGAAAUCUAUGAAAUCUACGGUUUUCCAGGCUGAAGAGUACCAUGGCUCUCAGCCUCUCAUCAUAAGGUCUGUUUUCCUGACCUUUGAUCAUGCACAUGGCUUUCCUCUGGACUCUCUCAAGCUUCUCCAUAUCCUUUUUGAAUUAUGAGCCCAAAAAAUGGACGCAGUACUCGUUACAGCCUCACCAGGGCCGACUACAACGGGAGAAUGACAUCCCGGGAUUUGCUUGAGAAGCAUCUAUGGAUGCAAGCCAGUGUUUUGCUCGCUUUACUAGCUGCAACAUCACAUUGAAGGCUCAUGUUCAUCUUGUGGUCAAUCAUGACCCCCAAGUCCUUUUCAUCCAUAGUGCUAGCCAGUGUAGCACUGCCAAGCCUAUAAGCAUGCUGCAGGUUUUUCCUCCCAAGGUGAAGAAUCUUGCAUUUUUUGUUGCUAAACACCAUUAGGUUCUCGUCUGCCCAUUUCCUGAGCCUGGCAAGGUCAGCCUGGAUCGCCCUCCUGUCCUCAGGUGCGGACGCUUUACUCCAGAAUUUGGUGUCAUCAGCAAACUUGGCCAGUCCGCUUCUGAUACCAAUGUCCACAUCCUUAAUGAUGUUGAAUAGUGUUGGCCCAAGGACAGAGCUUUGAGGGACCCCACUGGUCACAGGGCACCAUGACGAUUGACUUCCAUCAACCACCACCCUCUAGGUCCAACCACGGAGCCAAUUCCCCAGCCAGAGGACCGUGGUGAAGCUGAGGCCGCAGUUGGCCAGUCUUGCUAGGAGGUGAUCAUGGGAUACCAGAUGGAAGGCUUUUUUUAAGUCACACAUCAAUCUCUUCUCCCUUGUCCAGGUCAUAGGUCACCUGGUCAUAAAAGGAAAUAAGAUUGGUCAAGCAAGACCUACCUGCAACAGACCCAUGCUGGCUAUCCCUCAGGAUGCUGCCAUUGGCCAGUCUGUUAAGAAUGGUCUCUUUGAUAAUCUGUUCUAAGACCUUCCCCAGGAUAGAGGUCAGGCUGAUGGGCCUGUAGUUUGCCAGAUCUACUUUCAUCUCUUUCUUGAAGAUAGGCACCACACUGACCUUCCAGUCUUCUUGCACUUCACCAGAGCACCAGGAGUUUUCAAAGAUCCGUGCCAGGGGCUGAGCUAUGAUGCUUGCCAGCUCCUUGAGUACCCUGGGUUGCAAACUGUCAGGGCCAGCUGACUUGAAGGUGUCCAGCCUCUCAAGGUGUUCCUUCACAAGGUCAGCAUUGAUGGAGAGUAAGGAAUCUCCCUCACCCAGGCAUUCCCGUCCUGUAAUGGGCAGGGGCGCCCCUCGGGAUUGGUGAAAAACUGAUGCAACAUGAUUAUUUUAAAUUAAUUGUGAAAUGAGACAAAAAUGCAGCAUGCAUGAGGUGUCAAGGGGCCUUGUGUCAGCAACACUUUAAUUCUUAUUGUCUGUGCAGUGUAUUAACUCAUGAUAUGCUUGCAUAACGAGGUGACUUGUCCCUUUAGGGGCCAAGGGCCCUGGAGCCAGCUUGGCUUGUUCAAUUAACAGGCCCACCUGAGAGGUGGCCAGAUGUUUCUCAUGAAAAACCAAGCCAGGUAUAUGAGAAAGCUGCUGCAGAGAGCUUCUGCAGGAAAAGGUAUGAAGAGGUGUGUUUGGGAAUAGUACUGGUAGCCCAAAAUGGGCAAAGGGACUGUGUUGCUUUGCCUAAGUUUCGCUGAAGAAUAAAGCUAUGCCCUGAACAAGA